AUGACACAGACUGACUACAAGUUUGAGGGCUGGAUGGGCCUCGACCCGAGCUCCAGCGCCGGCAACAUGGUUUGGCAGGAGUUUGAGCCCAAGACGUGGGAAGAGACCGACAUUGACAUCAAGAUCUCGCACUGUGGUAUUUGUGGUUCCGAUCUACAUGUGCUUAACAGUGGUUGGGGCUCUACUAUGUACCCCUGCUGCGUCGGCCACGAGAUCGUGGGCACUGCCGUGCGCGUGGGAUCCAAGGUGACCAAUAUCAAGGUCGGAGACCGCGUGGGAGUUGGUGCCCAGAGCGACUCUUGCCAGGGUCGUCAGGGUGACUGCGAAGAGUGCGCGAUGGGCCUGGAGCAGUACUGCAGCAAGAAGAUGACCGCCACGUACGACAGCACCCACUGGAACGGCGACAAGGCGUACGGUGGAUAUGCGACAUACAACCGUGUUCCGGCACACUUUGCCGUCAAGAUCCCCGAUACCAUCUCAUCGGCGGCAGCGGCGCCUAUGCUUUGCGGUGGCGUCACUCUGUACAGCCCGUUGAAGCACAAUGGCUGUGGACCCGGCAAGCGCGUUGGGAUCGUUGGCGUUGGCGGUCUCGGCCACUUCGGCGUGCUCUUUGCCAAGGCCAUGGGAGCUGACAAGGUCGUUGCUAUCUCGCGCAAGAGUGGCAAGGCUGAGGAUUCGCUAAAGAUGGGUGCGGAUCUUUACAUUGCGACUGAUGACGAGCCGGACUGGGCGACCAAGUACUCCCGCUCUCUGGAUCUGAUCGUGUGCACUGUUUCAUCUAUUAAGAUGCCGCUGACCGGUUACUUGGGACUUCUGCGCACCGGUGGCACCAUGGUCCAGGUCGGUCUUCCCGAAGAAGGUGGCCUCUUUGCCCCUGUGCGCCACCUUAUGCGCCGUCAGAAGCUGGAGAGUUCGUUUAUUGGCAGCCCGAACGAAAUCCGCGAGAUGUUCCAGCUGGUGGCGGACAAGGGUAUCCAACCGUGGAUUGAGGAGAUCCCCAUGAAGGACGCCAACAAGGCGAUUGUGGAUCUGGAGGAUGGCAAGGCACGCUACCGUUACGUGCUGGUGAACGAGUGA
Penicillium cinerascens is the source of this 1077-nucleotide messenger RNA. Its product is annotated as NAD(P)-dependent alcohol dehydrogenase. The transcript is spliced from 3 exons. Gene Ontology annotation, molecular function: alcohol dehydrogenase (NADP+) activity; zinc ion binding. Gene Ontology annotation, biological process: alcohol metabolic process. The coding region runs from base 1 to 1077 and encodes 358 amino acids. NCBI's taxonomy places the organism in Eukaryota, Fungi, Ascomycota, Eurotiomycetes, Eurotiales, Aspergillaceae. The record is from RefSeq and is a predicted model, not a curated record.